Molecule: messenger RNA, 8077 nt
Organism: Taeniopygia guttata (zebra finch)
Lineage: Eukaryota; Metazoa; Chordata; Aves; Passeriformes; Estrildidae
Gene: ARHGAP42
Product: Rho GTPase activating protein 42
Biological process (GO): signal transduction
Cellular component (GO): cytoplasm
Molecular function (GO): GTPase activator activity; protein binding
Source: RefSeq, a predicted model, not a curated record
UCCGGAGAGGCGGCAGCCGCGCCUCGUCUCGCCGCUCCCCCGCUUUCCCCUCUGCCCUCGGCGCCGUCUCUCGGCGCGGCCCUCCCUCCGUUCCUCCCUCCCUCCCUCCGCCGCCGGCCGGGGGGCUGCGGCGGCCGGCGCUGCCAUGGGGCUGCCCACGCUGGAGUUCAGCGACUCCUACUUGGACAGCCCGGAUUUCAGGGAGCGCCUCAAGUGUCACGAGAUCGAGCUGGAGAGGACGAACAAGUUCAUCAAGGAGCUGAUUAAGGACGGAAGCCUCCUGAUCGGGGCCCUGCGAAAUUUAUCCAUGGCAGUACAAAAAUUUUCACAGUCUUUACAAGAUUUUCAGUUUGAGUGUAUUGGAGAUGCUGAAACUGAUGAUGAAAUUAAUAUUGCCCAGUCAUUGAAGGAGUUUGCUCGGCUCCUGAUUGCUGUUGAAGAGGAGAGAAGACGACUGAUCCAGAAUGCUAAUGAUGUGCUAAUAGCACCGCUGGAGAAGUUUCGAAAAGAGCAAAUAGGAGCAGCAAAAGAUGGGAAGAAGAAAUUUGACAAGGAAAGUGAGAAAUAUUAUUCGAUCUUAGAGAAGCACUUAAAUUUGUCAGCCAAGAAGAAAGAAUCUCAUUUGCAAGAUGCAGAUACACAGAUUGACAGAGAACAUCAAAACUUCUAUGAAGCAUCAUUAGAAUAUGUUUUUAAAAUCCAAGAAGUGCAAGAGAAAAAGAAAUUUGAAUUUGUAGAACCCCUCUUGGCCUUUCUUCAAGGAUUAUUUACAUUUUACCAUGAAGGAUAUGAACUGGCUCAGGAGUUUGCACCAUACAAGCAGCAACUGCAGUUCAAUUUGCAGAAUACUCGGAAUAACUUUGAAAGCACUAGGCAGGAGGUGGAGAGACUCAUGCAGAGAAUGAAAUCAGCCAACCAAGAUUACAGACCACCAAGUCAAUGGACAAUGGAAGGCUACCUCUAUGUGCAGGAGAAACGACCCCUUGGAUUUACAUGGGUAAAACAUUACUGCACUUACGACAAAGGAACAAAAACUUUUACAAUGUGUAUAGCUGAAACAAAAUCGGGUGGAAAAGUGAAUGGCCUUGUCACAAGCUCACCAGAAAUGUUCAAGCUAAAAUCUUGCAUCAGGAGAAAGACAGAUUCAAUUGACAAACGUUUCUGUUUCGAUAUUGAAGUAUUUGAGAGGCCUGGAAUCAUCACACUACAAGCUUUUUCAGAAUCCAACCGAAAACUUUGGCUUGAAGCUAUGGAUGGAAAGGAACCAAUCUACACACUGCCAGCCAUUAUUAGCAAGAAGGAGGAAAUGUUCUUAAAUGAAGCGGGUUUCAACUUUGUGAGGAAAUGUAUUCAUGCUGUGGAAACAAGAGGUAUUACAAUCCUGGGGCUGUACAGAAUAGGUGGUGUAAAUUCCAAGGUGCAAAAGCUGAUGAAUACCAUAUUUUCUCCUAAAUCACCUCCUGAUAUGGAUAUUGAUAUGGAAAUUUGGGACAAUAAAACAAUAACAAGUGGACUAAAAAACUACCUCAGGUGUCUUUCAGAACCACUGAUGACUUUCAGGCUGCACAAAGAUUUCAUUGUUGCUGUUAAGUCGGAUGAUCAGAACUACAGAGUUGAAGCAGUGCAUGCACUUGUGCAUAAAUUACCAGAGAAGAACAGAGAGAUGCUGGACAUCCUUAUUAAGCACUUGGUCAAGGUAUCAUUGCACAGUCAACAAAAUCUAAUGACUGUAUCCAACCUUGGUGUUAUCUUUGGACCAACUCUGAUGAGAGCACAAGAAGAAACCGUGGCUGCUAUGAUGAACAUUAAAUUUCAGAAUAUCGUCGUUGAAAUUCUGAUAGAGCAUUAUGAAAAGAUAUUUCACACAGCACCAGACCCCAAUAUUCCUCUUCCCCAGCCUCAGUCCCGAUCGAGCUCAAGAAGAACAAGAGCAAUUUGUCUCUCCACAGGCUCACGUAAACCCAAAGGAAGGUACACACCAUGUCUAGCAGAUCCUGACAGUGACUCAUACAGCAGUAGCCCCGACAGCACUCCCAUGGGCAGCAUCGAAUCUCUGUCUUCUCACUCCUCAGAGCAGAACAGCACCACCAAGUGCACGCCCUCACAGCCAAGGGAGAAAUCGGGAGGGAUUCCAUGGAUUGCCUCUCCUGCUUCUUCUAAUGGCCAGAAAAGUUCAGGCCUGUGGACUACAAGUCCAGAAUCCUCAUCAAAGGAGGAUGCAACCAAAACAGAUGUGGAAUCAGACUGCCAAAGUGUAGCUUCUGUCACUGGAACAGAAAAUGCCUCUCCACCAACAGACCUGACCAAAAAGAGUUCCUACAGUCUGUCUGGACUGAAAAGGUCUUCAGCAUCUUCCCUUAGAUCCAUUCCAUCAGCUGAAGGUAACAAAAGCUGCAGUGGAUCCAUACAGAGCUUAUCUUCAACAGAUACCAAAGAUACACUAAAGGCUCCACCAAACCCUGAUUUGCCUCCCAAAAUGUGCAGGAGAUUAAGAUUAGAUACUGCAUCAAGUAAUGGCUAUCAAAGACCAGGAUCUGUAGUGGCUGCAAGAGCACAGUUGUUUGAAAGUGCUGGUUCACUUAAACAGGUUUCUUCAGGACGACAAGCAAAAGCCAUGUAUUCCUGUAAGGCUGAGCAUAGUCAUGAGCUGUCUUUCCCACAGGGGGCAAUAUUUUCUAAUGUGUAUCCAUCAGUGGAACCAGGCUGGUUAAAGGCAACUUAUGAAGGGAAAACGGGACUAGUUCCUGAGAAUUAUGUUGUCUUCCUCUAGUAAUCUUUAGUGGACAGCAAUAUCUUCAUGGUAUCCAUGGUAACAAAUAAUAAGCACUAUGAUUUUUAUCUGACACAGAUAUGGGAUCAGCCCCUUAGCUGAGUGGUAGAUUUCCUUCAGAUGCUGCAGCUGCAGGUUACAGAGCUCCCUGCCAACGGAACAGAAUGUGAUGAAACAGUUAACAGUUUCUGUGCUGAGGAUGGUACUCGCUUUAAGUAACUUCCAUUGUUUGCAAAAGGUUGUUCUGUUCUUCUUUUAUGGGUAAGGAACACUAGAGCAAUAAAAUUUUUUUUAAAAAUUGCUAUUUAGCUGCAGACUUUCAGGUCCGAGGAUGUUGCUCACAGAAAUGUGAAAUUUAGAGGCAAUGCACUCUGACAUUUCUUAUAAUCUAUGAUUUUUAAUAUGGAAAAUCGUGGACUUUUUCAUAAUGUAAGUACUGCUUCUAUUGUGAUCUGAAUUCUCCCUUAGAAAACUUGAUUCUGAAACUGAUCCUAAUCAUUUCAAAUAAGAAAUGACUUUACCAUAAAUCAGAAGUUGUGACUUCUGUUAGUCAUUGAGCUACAAUAUAGUAUAGAAUUUAUACAGCUGAUACUAUCAGUUUAUACACUGCCUGUGCAGCGAGUGCUCAUUCAAAAUGUGAUAUGUUUAAUGAAUGUUUCAUUCAAAUACUUAGUAGAUUUCUUUCGUACUUUCUGUAUCAGCAUAGAUAAUAUUAACAACUUUUAUUUCUAUGAUAAUCAUCAUCUGGAAAAUAUUCUCUCUGUGUCCCAGAACAUCUGUAGAAAACAAGGAGAUGCUGAAUCUGGACUGAUUGGUAGUCAUGUGAAGUGAGCAGUAAAAAAAAACAAUAUGUUUUGAAACCUGAGAUAAAUUGUAACUCAUUCUUUUUCCAUUGAAAUUAAGACAAAUGACCUGUGAACUAGCCAAUUUUAUAAGCUAUUAAUGCUAAAAGCUCAAUGUAGCAAUUAAAUUACUUAGUGUUAUUUCUCUGACUUCUGGUAAAAGAUUUGACAAAGAUUCUCUUUUCAUAGAAUAAAAAAUCCUUACUUUUCAAAGGUGUUGUAAAGAUCUAUUGAUUGCUCCUGGUAGGAGUGAAAACAAAAAAAUAAAUAAAUAAAACCAAGUCGAAGAAAACCCCUGAAACCAUAAGUGGCUUUCUCAAUCAGAGCAGUUUUCUUGUAUACCUUAAGGGAAAACAUGCACUGCUUGCUUAGCUACUUACCAUUCCUGAUUGAAAACUGUGACAUUUAACUUCCAUCUUAGUAUUUCUUCAACACCAGUGCUUCCAAAAGAAUUCACUGGUUCAUAGAACUAUCUAGGCUUAGUUCCAUAGAUCUGUCAAAGCUCAGUUCUUUCUUCAGUUGCAGAAAUCAAAAUACAAACCAUCUGUUGAUUUCCAACUUGUACCCUCCUUGAAGAAAGUUUAAAGAAGAACUGCUGUUUAAGGCUAAAAACAUCAGUAAUUUUUUACCUGCUGCUUUUUUCUUUCCAUAGCCUUUCUCUUGUUUAAAUUGAAAAGUAAGAUUCAUUGCCAACACAAAGAAGCACAACAGAACUUUAUUUACUUAUAUGUAGGGCGUGAAUUCUUCAGAGCAAUUGCUGGAUUUCAGGCCGGUGGCAGAGCCCUGCAGGAUCUUCUAAUUCAAGUAUUGAGUGAUGAUCAGAGAAAGAGAGAGGCUCGAAGAACAUGCUGCCAAAAAUGGUCUUUUCAUAGGGGGAGUCUGAGCAAGACUGGCUGCAGGCAGUUGAUGACAGACCCCAUGCAUUAGUGACUGAAUGCCCUGGGUUUUUUCUUCACCCUAAACAGUUUUAUUAAUCCCAAAACAUGUUUCACUUCAUCUUAAAUCCAGACUGUGCCCAGUGCAUUGUGAUGAAGGGUUGUUCCAAAUGGCACUGGUAGUGAAGGCAGACAAGGGUGUGCUCAUCUAAUUUGCCCAGAGCAGAAGUGAAAGGAAGUAAGGUCUUUCCUCAGCCAGUUGAAUCUUGCUUCAUUUUAAGGCAAACCAAGUUUGCUUAGUCUAACCUAUGCCUAAGACUGCCUUUUCCCUGAGAAGACCAACAUGAUUUUGGUUGUUUUUUUGCUGUAUUUCACAAUCAAAAAACUAUAGGCUGCCAAAAGGUUUGCCUCUGGUGACCUUCCCAGGAGAAAUGUUGCUGCAGGCCAAAAGUAGCAGAAAGGGAAGCAGAACUUUGAGCAGGGGCUGGGAGCCCAACGCGUCUCACACAGGCAGAAAAAAUGCAGUGGUCAGGGGAAAAAAUCCAGGGAAAAAAUCCUAGCCUCUGUCUCUUGCAUGGGGUCAGUAGCAAACCUGUAUUGAACAUCCUUUGAUGACUCCUCAUACUUCUUAAGAGCAAUUUAAUUGUUGUGAAAUUCUUGAGGAAUUGUGAAAUAGAAAACGUAAAAAAUGUUUGCUCUUACUUGCUUUGUUCUAGCCUGAUUUAAAAAUAAGUGGGAAAAGAAACCCCUAAGCUUAGGUAGUUUCACAUCCCUUGUAUGUCUCUCACAAUUCUCCAGUAUUGUGUUUUGAAAGCAGCUGAUCUGAGUACAAGCUAGAGAAGUCAAAGAUGCUUAUUUCAUCUUGUAGAAAUAAAGAAGUCAAAGAUGUUCAUUAAAAAUUUUGUCAAACUGCCAAAUUCAGUUACAGAUUAAUUAAGUAGAGCCUGUGAAGGCUGAGGGGAAGGUUGUAGAAAGACCUGGAGGAAUCCCUGUGGAGGAGAGGUGUUUCAUGUGUUCCCACACAUUCAUCUCACAUUAGACCAAAAUUGGGAUUGGAGAAGACAACUUUAUAAGAAACUGGACUCCAUUCAUGUGCUGCUCACAAAACAAAUCUGUAUUUUCCUCUCUAAUGCUCUGCAGCUUUUUCAUGUGUCACAAAACAAAUCUGUAUUUUCCUCUCUAAUGCUCUGCAGUUUUGUCAGGCCCUUUUCCAAACUAGCCAUUAAUAAUUUUCAAGUAAUUUACCUUUAAAAUGGCAUUUCCAUCUGAAAAAUGUGAUGCCUAUUCUUACUUACAGUUAGCCACUCACUCUCCAGGAGUAGGGAUUUUCAUUUUGGGAACUCUGUGCUUUUUCUUGUACUCUCCUCUGCAGCACAAAGUAGCACUUUCUGUAUGGUCUCACUGCUGGGUUGUGGGUGCCCCAGCCCUUCCCUGCCUUUCAAGAGGGAGUUUGUCUCUACAAGGAGCUGAACAGUGAACCAGAAAGCAGAGUAAAGUAGGGGUGCAGAGACCGAAGUGGGGUAGGGGGCAGCACCAAAGCUUCUCUAAUGAUGAUACUCUCAGGCCUGACCAAAAAUCUUUUCCGACAAUAGCAAAGAAUCAGAAAUCCAUAUAACAUGUAAGUGGAGAUAUAAUGUUUUGAUAAUGACUUACCAGAAAAUUAGGCAAUCUGAACUAAAUUAGCUCAUAGUAGUGAUUUACUAUUCUUCAUGGAAAUCAGACUCACUCUACAAGCAAAAGUUAAACACUUUUUAAAAUUAUUAUUAAUAAUAUUAUUAUUAUUACUACUAUCCUUCUUAAAAGGAUGCAGCAGGUUUGUUCCUAAUAUCACGUAGAAUUCAAGGUAGAUGAUACAUUGUUGUUGUUGUUUGUCUUGUGAAAAUAAUGUCUGUACCCACAACAUAUAAUUAGGCAUGUUUUUUCUUUGUUAAACCUUUUGAUACAUGUUGCAGCACAACAUGAAUCAAACUAAUAGUGUGAAGGAUAUAUUGUAUGAUAAAUAUGUAAAGUAUAUUAAUAUUCUAUAUUCACACUUUUUAUUAAUGAUGAUAAAGAUUACUUUUUUUGAGUGUAAUUCCUGUGAGUUCAGUAUUAAAAUGUCCUUGCCAUGUUUUGGCAUUUAGAUUUAUAUGUAAUAAAACUGUUAAAUUAAACCAUCGUUAUCACUUAUAUCCCUAACUAAUCUAUAAUAUUCAUUGUAUAAUUAUUUCUGGAAAAAAAAUGCACAGAUUUCCUGACCAGCACUAUUCUAUGAUAGUGAUAGUAACUUAUUUUCCUUUUAUAUAUUUUCUGGUGCUAAUCUCUGUUCUUUGCCUAUAAUUGGAUUGAAUUGUAAUGUGCCUUUAGGAAAGACAUGUUAGGAGAGGAAAAGCUGUACAAUUCUACAGUUCAGAGCAGUAAUUACAACAACAAAAAAAGCACUGUAUGGCAGUAAUUGGAUUUUUUUUUUGUUAACUUUUCUCCCCUGGCCUAUUUUAUACUUAAUAAGAUUGCAUCAGAAUAAAUAAUGAAACUAAAAAGCACAAUUUUGGCUUGAGCAGCAAGAAGAGAAAUCCCAGUUGAGGAUCACAUCCUCCAGACUGGGAUGGGUCUUCUCCGCUGAUGGAAACUCUCAAUGUUCUAGUGGAGUCAAAGACAGACCUUUGGCAAUUUAUAGUGAAGUUUUGUUGGCCAGAAGCCCCUAGAAAGGAGAUGGAACAUUAUCCAUGAUUCUGCUUGGCGUUGUCCUUUCUUUCAGCAGAGAGGCCUGGGUGAAUUGUUCAGUGGCCAGAGAUCAAAGGCAGAGACAACCUUGGUCUCUCUCUGGCUGGUCUCAGAGGCCUGAAGAUGGUGCUGCUGCUGCAGCCCAUCCAGCUCCUGCUCCUGCUAAAGUCCACUGUCAGUCAGGCUGUGUCUGUACCUAUUGGGAGGUCUCUUCUCUUUUGGUUUAAGAUUUUGCAUGGGCUUUGGGAGUUUGCUUUGUUUUGAUUUAAUAAGGUGCUUGGUAUCCUAAUUCAGUCACUGAGGAUCAUAUUGGUUCUUUAAUUGUCCUGUGUGUGGCAGUGUUUAAUAAACCAUGGGAUUAUUCUUCUUGUUUUAAGUGUAGAGCACAGUGCUCCAACCCUUGGACGCCUCAGCUGAAAGCUGGUUUGCCUCUGAGCUUUCUUCAAGUGUUUUAUUGGGAAUUGUCAUCAAAGCUCUGGCACUAAAGAUAGCACCAUAAUCUCUGCAAGAGUUUCUCUUGGAGCAAAGGGCAGAACAGCUGAACAGGGCACAUGGAUAGUUUCAAUUUUCAAUCAUAUUUAUGGCAAUUCUGGAGGUAUUAGAGUUUAUAGGGGUUACUUUAGAUACUAUGUGGUAUUUUAAUAGGAAAAUAUAUACAAUCAAUAACUAUAUCUAUUUAAUAAAGUCUUACUAAAUUAUCUUAUUGAACUCUCUGUUUAUUUUGUAGUGUGGUUUCAGUAAUUAUCUGCACUCUGUAUAUAUUUACAUGUAAAUAGCUAGCAUGACAUGCAUAAGCUGACUGCAGACAUAAUUCUAUGUUGUACUUUACACUGUAUUUCAAAAAUUUGAAAAAAUGUUUUUCAAAAUAAAAAUCCUUUAUACACAAA